Penicillium soppii is the source of this 666-nucleotide messenger RNA. RefSeq names its product NUDIX hydrolase. The transcript has a single exon. The record is from RefSeq and is a predicted model, not a curated record. Bases 1 to 666 code for a protein of 221 amino acids. Lineage: Eukaryota; Fungi; Ascomycota; Eurotiomycetes; Eurotiales; Aspergillaceae.
AUGGGCUUUUCCAUCAUCCCAGUGGAAGAGAUUGAUAUUCCUUUCGUCUUUCUUCAAGCAAAACAACCCGACAUUGAGCGGUUUUCGGCCAGUACUCUUGUUUUCCUUUGUGACCCCCGCGAGUCACUUACCUUGUACGUUCUUCUCUGUCAACGGGCUCUACUCGGCAAAGACGAGAGUGGUAACGACAAAAAGAAUUCAUGGCCCUUCUCCUGGGAGCCACCUGGGGGAUCUCAAGACAUAUUCGACGAAACUAUUCUGAGCACCGCGAAACGUGAAACGGAAGAAGAAGUCAACUUGCACGGCUCGCGUGUCUCUCGUCAGGUCUACAGGGAUCUCUGGAUACAUAAGGGAGUUUCGAUGGCCAGAUACACAUUUCUCCUGGAAGUUCAUGAGCAUCUGAAGCCGCAACGAACAUGGUGCGACACACAGCAGCAGCCAGUUGGUACGAAGGAAGGACCUGUACGGUUAAGGGAAGAUGAACAUAUUGAUUACUGCUGGGCUACGGAAGCUCAAAUUCGUAGUUCAACUCUCUACGAUGAAAGGAAUUCUCAGCAUCAAAGAGGACCUGUUAUGCUUGAAAGUAAGAAGGAUGUGAUCCUCGACGCUUUUAUGAGGCUGAAGCUUUCUUCAAUUGAUAUGACAUACGCUUUGUCGAUGGAUUGA